Molecule: messenger RNA, 4087 nt
Organism: Monomorium pharaonis (pharaoh ant)
Lineage: Eukaryota; Metazoa; Arthropoda; Insecta; Hymenoptera; Formicidae
Product: trans-Golgi network integral membrane protein 1
Exons: 4
Coding region: 290-1807 (505 amino acids)
Source: RefSeq, a predicted model, not a curated record
AAACUUUAGACAUACGUGAACACUACAUAUUGAGUGUUCUGCUGUCUAGCAGAUGUAGAAAAAUUGAAUUGGAAAGGUUAUGAUAGACAAUUUAUCCAAGAUAUUGUGUUUCUAGAUCAGUAUUAGAAUUGUGCGAGUGAGAAUAUUUGGAACUUUUUUAAAACAUGAUUUGCAUUUAGAAGAAUUGAAGUUAAUAAAACAAAUUAUGUUUAUCAACCGAUAGAGCAACAGUGAAUUUACUAGUCUGUACAGUAGAGACUGAAAGAUCAUAAUUUCUAAACAGAAGAUAAUGGAAAGCCAUUACGCUGAUUUAUUUCGCAUCACCUUUAUGCUAAACUGUUUUCUAUUUUUUUCCUUCGCGGGAGUGAACAGCGCACCAGUGACAUUGAAUAUCAUAGAUGUCAUGAAGAAUGACUCAAAACUAUGCCCGACAUCUAAAUUUUUAUACGAGUCAGAAAUUAUAAAACUUUGUGCAUCCGUGACAUAUCCUACUGCUCCUUGGAAUUAUAAUCCAGACAAUUUAACUAAUUUUCUGUGUUUAGGAGUUUAUGAUACAGCAUACAAGAUUUGCCAAUAUUCUAGUCAGUUGCCAAUUCCCCUCAAUAACACAGCAACAUUUGAUUUAUAUUUAAAGAAAUAUGUUCCUAAUGAGAAUGAACCCCAGGAAGAAUUUUGCUCCAGAUUACAAGGAUUAACAUCACUUUAUAAUAAUACUGAAAUAAAUCAGUUUUGGAAACCAUUAGUUAAAAAUCUCAAUAUACCUCAUACAUGUUUCAGGAUAUGCUUUGAUUUUCAUGAUAAAUUUCGUCCACUAUGCGCAGUACUUGCUUGGAUCAAAAGUAUUGAUGAUGAUAUGGUAAAAAGGGCGAAUAAGGUAGAAACAAAACAUAAUCUUGUGGCAACUGAUAAAACGCAUAUAAGUCAGUCAAAGGAAGAAAUAGUGGAUAUCAAAAUUACACCAAUUGAAUCGAAAAAAAUAGAAACAAAAGAAUCUAAGAAGCAAGAUGAAAAGCAAAUUACAUUAGAUUCUAACAAGAAUAAUAAUGAUGUUAAAGGAAGUAAUUUAAAUAUUCCUGGAAAUGCACCACUUGCAGAUGGAGAAAAAUUGGAUGAUGAAAAAACAAAAUCUGAUACUGGACAAGCGAAUAAUAUUCAAAAGAAAGUAAAUAGUUCUUUAGAGACACAAGCUCAUAAAGGAAAUAAAGAGAGUAGCAUUGUUACUGAAUUUGAUACUAAUGCAGAACUUGCAAAUCCUAUGAAAGGUAUUUCUCCAAAUGGUGAUUCACAAAUUCCAUCAAGAAAUGUAAAUAAUAAAGUUAUAAAUGAAGAAAAUGCAGAGAAAUCUAAAGAGCAAGAUAUUGAUAGUAUAAAACCCAGUACAAUAUCAGAAAAUACACAAGAGCAUUAUGAUGCUGGAAAUCCAGAUGAUAACAUGGAAAAUGAUGGACUUGAUGAUGUAGAUGAGACAAUUCAACAUCCAGACACAGGAAAUCAAAAUGAACAUAUACAAGAAGCCUCCGAACAGAAGAAUAAUAAUGCAAGAAUAACAGAAUAUUCUAACAUGAGAACAGAAGAUGAUUCCCAUUUCUUUACUUAUUUUACUGUGAUCACUUUGGCGUGUCUUGCUGGAUACAUAGGUUAUCAUAAUAAACAGAAGAUACUUGCUAUUGUAUUAGAGGGUCGAAGAUCACGAAAUAAUCGUGGUAGACGGCGACCGAGUACAGCCAGCUAUCGAAAAUUGGAUUGUACACUUGAAGAAGCCGUUACGUCACAAUGUAAUGCUAAUGUUACUCAUGUCAUAUAUUAAUGCGAGUAGAAUAUUACAAAUUUUCUAAUGUCUGUAUUAUAGUAUAACAAGUGUAAUAUAUUUUGUAUUUAAGCGUACUUUCAGUAUAAUAUUAUUUAAUUUUCUAAAGUUUUAUAUUUUGGCAUUGAAAUAAUCCGCCAUAACAGUGAAAUUUAUGAAUAAUAAUAAGGUAUAAUGAUGAUAUAAUGAUAAUUUGAUAUGUGAUAUUGAAGAAUCUAAUUAUAUUUUUCAUUUACAUUAUAUCGAGUUAAACGUAUGAUUUAUUUAAAAUUUUCAUUCUUUUAUUUUCAUUACUUCCCAGUAAACUGUAGUAUGCUAACAAAUUGGUAGCACAUUUGAUCAGGAAUUGCGCACAAAUUAACAUUCAUUGUGUUCGUAAAAAGCAUGUUUUGUCAACAGAGCCUACUAAUUCGAAAAGUUGAAUAGAUUCUGCUCUAUUUUUUGCACUAAUCUGUAUUAAAUUAUACAAAUACGUCAAAAUUUGUUCGAUUUCUGCUAUAAUAUUUUGUUCAUAAACUUUCAUACAUUUUUGUCAGUAUUUUUAUCAACGCAAUUUACUUUACAAAUUAUAUUUUACUUAUGUUAAGUUUUUUCUGUUGACAAAAUUUGUAGCGAACACUUUGCAAAAUUGCUCUCGACAGAUUUUGCUGUAUUAGUGCAUCAUUGAAGAGUUCAUGAAAACUUAUUAUUUUUAUAGGUCAAACAAAAAUUUAAUUGUUAAAUAAAAAAAUAUAAAAAGUUUUUAAUAAUUUUUGUUUAAUAUAUUACAUUUUUUUACUUUUGUGACAUGCUAUUCAUGAAUAUUAAAGUACUAUGCGUAUUACAUUUAAAAAAUCAUAUAUUAUACGUAUUUUAAGUUUAACAAUUUUUGAAGAAAAAUAGUAUGACAUAAUUAUGACUAGAUAUGACAUACUAAAUAUGACUAAUUAUUGAUACUACAAUUGGACAAUCUGUCAAUAAUAAUUAAUUGUUAAUUUAAUGAUGACAGUUGAUCAUUGUUACACGCGAGUUCUAAUCGAUAUAUUCAUACUUUAUUUUUAAUUAAUACUAAUUUGUUUAUAUGUCUAUAUGUCGUUACAUCGCCAUAAUUAUAAAUUACAAAUUAAUCUAAUCGUUUUAUUUUAUCAUUGUUUUCCUGUUUGGAAAGUAAAAUUUUAUAAAGUUUCACGAUGAGUCUUUUUGAUUCGUCAAUUUGAAAUGACUGAAAGUGGGUUUAAUGAAAAGAAAUAUGAUUACGCGUCAAAAAACCAUUGCAAGCGUGUCGUCGAAAUACUUAUUGGCACGUAAAUUUCGUCUUCCUCGAAAUUUGAAUAUAAUGUAAUAUAUGUAUAAGUUUUUGGUCUUUAUUCUGAUGUUUCUAAAUUUUAAUUAAUAUUAUGGAUCUUAUUCCGUUAUAAUUGGAAUUAUAGAUCUUAUACAGUUCUUAUAACACACACACACACACACAUACACAGUUUUAUAAACACAUUUUAUUGAAUUAUUAUUGGUUCUUUAUUUUAGAAGUAAAUUUGUUAAAAUAAGACACUUGAUUUUUGUUUUGUAAUUUUGUAUGCACCUAAUGCUUUUUAAUCAUUUUUUAAUGUUUUUAACUCUCAACGGUCAUACAUCCAAAUAACUUCAAUACGGUCAAUGGAAGUCAUGUUAAUGACUUCAAACGGUUGGUAUACGCUUUUUUGAUUGAAAAAAAUUACUGCACGUUAUUCAAGUAUUCUAAGAUGUGCUGUAAUAAUUUGUGUAAUAAAAUUCUAAUGUUAACAUAUUAAAAAAAUUUUAUGAAAAAAAAAAUUACUUUUUUUGCUUUUUUUCAUUUCUCGAAAUUUUAAAUAUGAACUUUGAAUUAAAAAUUUGUCAGGAUUAUCGUGACAGGGGGUGACCGUUGAAGGUUAAUGUCGUCAAACUCAUAUUGUAUUCAUAAGUGUUUUCUUAUUUUAUAUAUAGUCUUUUGAUUCUUUUAUUUCUUAUGAGUUGUUUAAAUUUAUUCAAUAGUAGAGGAAAAGAAGAUUUAUAUUUUGUACACAAUAGUUUUGUUACUAAUCAAUAUUUUAAAUAGAAAACUUAAUGAUUACAUUAGUCAAUGUGUUAUUUAAAUUAUCUUAGAUUCAAAGUUAUGAAAUAUUUACUACUUAAAAUGUUAUUUAUAAAAAUAUAACUCUAAGAGAAACAGGUGGUGAUGCGAUUCCGCCACAAAAAUAGAUUAAAAAAUUUGGUUUUGUUUAUAAAGAAACAUAGUGUUUCAUUACAAAAUAUAUUUACUUAAAAUAAAGAGAAAGUGUUGUAGAA